UGCUUUAACACGCGCACUGACGCAAUACAGAAAGAUGGCAGCCUGUGUCCUAAGACAGGGAUUGUUUUGCAGGGUUGGUAAAUACAGUAAAAAGCACACAUUAAAUGUGCAUUUUAACAGUAGACAUCAAGCAAACACAAGUCGGUGGCAGUGCUCAAGAUGUGCUGCUGUCAGUGCAGUACAGCAGAGACGCUUCAUGUCCUCCCGGAUGAGACCAGAGGGGAAAGUUCUGGAAACAGUAGGAGUAUUUGAGACGCAGAAACAGCAUGGCAGUUAUGAGACAGGACAGUUGUUCUUGCACAGUGUGUUUGGCUACAGAGGUGUAGUUCUCUUCCCCUGGCCCACGCGACUCUAUGACAGAGAUGUCAGCCCCGCUGCUCCUGAAACCAAAUCCGAACCUCCAGGAGCUCACGGGUCAAAGGAGGUGAAAGGCAAAACCCACACAUACUAUCAGGUCCUAAUAGACACCAGAGACUGUCCGCAUAUAUCUCAGAGAUCACAAACAGAAGCCGUCACGUUUCUGGCCAACCAUGAGGACAGCAGGGCUCUCUAUGCUAUUCCAGGUCUGGAUUAUGUAAGUCAUGAAGAUAUCUUACCAUAUAACUCCACAGAUCAGGUGCCCGUUCAGCACGAACUGUUUGAGAGAUUCCUCAUGCAUAACCCAUCUAAAGCGCCUCGGUUUGUGCCCAGAGACGCACUCCGUGCAUGGCAGGACACCAACCACCGAUGGCUGGAAUUGUCUGACGUUCACCGUGAGACCACAGAAAACAUUCGAGUCACGGUCAUCCCAUUUCACAUGGGCAUCCGGGAAGCACAGAAUUCCAAUGUUUACUGGUGGCGGUACUGUAUUCGUCUGGAGAAUCUUGGGAAUGAGGUGGUACAGCUGAGAGAAAGACACUGGAGGAUCUUCAGUCUGUCCGGUACGUUAGAGACGGUCAGAGGCAGAGGAGUCGUGGGACGGGAGCCAGUGUUAUCAAAAGAUCAGCCUGCGUUCCAGUAUAGCAGUCAUGUGUCUUUGCAGUCCCCCAGCGGACACAUGUGGGGCUCGUAUCGUCUCGAGAGACCCAACGGGACAUUCUUUGAUGUGCGGAUCCCUCCAUUUUCUCUUGAGAGCAAGAAGGACGAUACUCCCAACAGCUUUCUGCCGGGACCUUUCACCUCACUGCUUUAAGACAUCUGACCUGUACUGUCCUUAUAUAUCAGUUCAGUUUCUUUUUAUCUGAUACUCCCAUCACAAGUGUUGUAGAAGAGGUGCUGAUUUGAGUGAUGAUGAUGAGUUGGACACAUGGUCAGUAUACAUUUUAUUAUAUAGAUAUACUUAAGUAUAAUUUAUUAUAAAUAUUUAUUUAAUUUAAUAUUGAAGAUAUAUGGCUUGUUGAGGCCUUUUACUCAUUAACAGUAAAUCAGGUUGUGGUGUAAAACUCUGCACCCACGAAAUAUAAACACAGUUUUGUUUUUUACGUAGUUUUCCUAAAACAGAUCAGCAUUAGCACAAACGCCUGAUUUAUUGACGCAUUUUGCAUCUUUUCAAAUACAUGUAUGUGAUUCUCAGGAAACGCUGCCAUUUGCGCCCCAUUGACUUGCUGUUGUUAUAAAUGGCAGGAGUCACAGAACUUAAUCAUAAAACCUAAACUAUGUUGUGUUGUGUUGUGUAAUGUAAAAAAAAUGAAUGCAUUAUGUUAUGAUGAUGCUACAUGUUAUUUUCAUAUCAGACAACUUGCAUGUCCUAUACAUUUGAAAAUGAUAUAAAGAACAACAAUAUGCCAAUUUGCUUUAUAAUUAUAUAAUAAUUAAUAAUAAUAAUUUGAAGCUUUCACUCAAUUUGAUUUGAUGAUGAAAUGUGUGCGUGCGUGUGUUGGUGGUUUGUUCCACAUGUUAUAUUUGCUGUUAUACCUCUGAACCUGUGAGAUUUGAAGCAGUGCAAAAGUGACUUGAAGGGAAAAACUCAUCUUUAAAAUUCUAUUUAAAUAAAAAAGAAAG
Triplophysa rosa is the source of this 1980-nucleotide messenger RNA. Its product is annotated as polymerase delta-interacting protein 2-like. Gene Ontology annotation, molecular function: DNA binding. Gene Ontology annotation, cellular component: nucleus; mitochondrial nucleoid. Lineage: Eukaryota; Metazoa; Chordata; Actinopteri; Cypriniformes; Nemacheilidae. Bases 35 to 1171 code for a protein of 378 amino acids. The transcript has 11 exons. Gene Ontology annotation, biological process: error-free translesion synthesis. The record is from RefSeq and is a predicted model, not a curated record.